Molecule: messenger RNA, 2293 nt
Organism: Morone saxatilis (striped sea-bass)
Lineage: Eukaryota; Metazoa; Chordata; Actinopteri; Moronidae
Gene: rgs14b
Product: regulator of G protein signaling 14b
Exons: 15
Coding region: 69-1829 (586 amino acids)
Biological process (GO): signal transduction
Molecular function (GO): GTPase activator activity
Source: RefSeq, a predicted model, not a curated record
UCCAGGGCUGUGCUGGUUUCAUUGUCAUCUCUCUCCUCUUCACUCGCAGUACGCUUGUUUCCCUGAACAUGGUCGCUCUCAGAGGACUUUAUCACAGGUUCUCCCACCUGGCAAAAGUGGCAGCACAGAAGCAGUUCAGGAAAUAUGAGAAAUGUUGCACAAUAACCGCUGGCAUCAGGGCGGACAACAAGAGCCAGGCAGUGUCAGAUGGAGAGUUGAACAUGACUGCACGAGGCUGUGGAGGCAGCAGCUCCAGCCUUCCAGGGACUCCGGGCGGAGAGGCUGGCCCAGCUAACAGCGUGCUGAGCUGGGCCGUCUCCUUUGAGAAGCUAUUGGAGGACCCUUAUGGAGUCCAUCACUUUACGGCUUUCUUGAAGUCUGAGGUGAGUGCGGAGAACAUUUUAUUCUGGCAGGCUUGUGAAAAGUUCAGGAAGAUCCCAGCCACCUCUUUGAAUGAGCUGAAAGCAGCGGCUCGCUCCAUCUACAACACCUACCUGUCAGACAGCGCUCCCUAUUCGGUCAACAUCGAUGACACAGCCAAGACGGAGGAGAAGGACCUGGAACAGCCCACACCUGACAUGUUCAACAAGGCUCAAGCUCAGAUAUUUAAACUGAUGAAGAUGGACAGCUACAGGCGUUUUGUACGCUCCCCUCUGUACCAGAGCUGCACCUUGGGUAAUAUAGAAGGCAAAGUUCUCCCUCAGCCGAACCGCUUGGGAUCAUGGGAGGACGUGGCCACCAGAAGCCCCUCGUUAAGUGAGAAGAAGAACAAAAUUUCAGACACUCACAGCUUGCCAGGUGGCAAGAGUGCUUCGGAGAAACAGCGACAGAAAAGAGGAUCCUGGGGAGAGUUGCAUAUGUCGGUCAAGUCAAGCAGCAGUGUGGAGCUCGGCUCCCUCUACAGGCAGAUAGAGAAUGGCAGAUCAAGUCCCCGGUCUCCAGAGCAGGGAGGUGGGGGUCGGAUAGGGAUGCAGGGGGGCUACUGCUGUGUCUACCUACCUGAUGGCAGUGCGUCCCUGGCACCCACUUGUAAUGGUCAACCCAUCAAAGACAUGCUGGCCAGUCUGUGUGAGAAGAGAGGCUUCCCGUUGAAAGAUGUCAUCAUCUACCUUCAUGGCAAGGAUAAGCAGCCCUUAUCGUUGGACCAGGACUGCUCCGUACUGAGGGAUCAGCAGGUCUCUCUAGAGCUCAGGGUGACGUUUGCGCUGGAGAUUGCCUUCACUGGUAAGACAGUGGGGAUCAUGGUGAAGUCCAGUAAGACACUGCAGGAUGCCCUCUCUGCCGUUCUACAGAAACACCAUCUCAAGCUGCAAGAGGCCUUAGUCACCAUGGUUGGAAGCGACGAGCCCUUGAACAUGAACAGCACUGUUUUCAGACUGGCCAAUAAGACGCUACGGCUUGACAGAACCAAAGGAAAAGACAUGUCCAGAGGAAGUGGUACAGCUGCAGCAACACAGGCAGGAGCCGUGAGUGCAGGGGGUCUGGAAGCCAGAUCAUCGCUGCAGAUGGACAGAGCCAAGACUCAGCCCAAGCCCAGUAAGAACCGCGACAUGGAUGGGUUUCUGGACAUGCUGACGAGGGCUCAGUGCUGCAGGGUUGAUGACCAGCGAGGCCUUUUGACCAAAGAGCAGCUGGAGAUCCCUCUGUUCCUUCAGCAGGGGCAGGACACAGAGCCAGACAAGCCCAGCACCACCAGCUCCUCCACUGCAGACUCCAAAGAGGACAAAGAAGACAAGACGUCAUUAAGUCCAAGUUCAGCUGGAGCAGUGGAGAAAACCUCAGACUCUUCUCAAUCUGAGCCCAAAGACUUGAGGGAAACAGCAGUUUGAAAGACGUCUGUGUGUGUGUGUGGGGUGGACACAGACAUGAAAACUACAACAUCUCCCGACAUCAUGUUACCGGACAAAGACAAAAAGUAAUUUUUUAGUGAAAAAUGGUAAAGCACUUUUUUUUUUUUAUAAUUGUUUACAAAUAAGCUCUGAGUCUGCAGUGUGUUACCAUCUCUGCUACUCAUAAUUUCCCACUAAAGGCAGUAUGUAAAGAAGAAAGACCAUGGCAAGCAUUUAUAGUGUCAUUUCAAAACACUACUACUUAAUGGGGAAAAAUGUUUGCUAUGAAUUGUUUAAUGUAUCCGAAAAUGUUUGAAAAGAAGUUUUAGCUCAACCUGAAGCGAAUGUGUUUGCUUUAGUGUUCCCUGAUGUUUAAUGAUGUACAGUUUGCUUUUAUUUCCCAAAAUCUCACAUUGCUUUUCUUUGAACUCUAAGCAAAAACAUGUUUCUUCACAGGACUGUCC